CCCGCUUUUUUCUCCUUCUUUUCAUUUUUCGCCAGAGGGAGUUACCCGCCUAGGCGUAACGGAACUGUCCAAGCUGUCAGGCUUGGCCUGAUGAGACGAGAAUACUUCGGAUCUAAUAGUUCGAGUAUGGUUCUAGUAUCACGGUCGUAUAGGUUGUAAUUGGUUUUUUUUUUUUCACUCGACUCAUCGUGGCAUGUGUGUAUAAUAUAGUCUUGGCCUCUGUAUAUAAAAUAGGACAUCAGCCUGGGAGAUAAUCUAGCUACACAUCCAUCAAUCUACAUCAGAUCCAAGAUCAACGACUACUAUCUAUCAGAUCAAUCAAUCAGAUCAAAGCAUCUACAAAACAAUCAUCAAUCAUGCAGGGUGAUAUCUUUCAGCUUGAGCAAAUGGCUGCCACUCAGGUCGUCGCUCACGUCGAACCCAGCACUGUCCCACAAGACACUAAGACCGACCCUCAGGUCGCCAUCUAUAAUGAGGACGACCUUUCACAUCUACUCUAUAUGAACCACCUACACCGCAACGGCCACAAGGACAAGGUUAUUGUCAACCACGUCUACCGUGAUGGCUACACAACACCAUUGGGGUCCCUGCCAUCGGGUACACAGACGCCCGAAUCAGAGACCAACGAAACCCCGGUCCUCAGCGACUGCGAGUCCGACUUCGACGAAGGUGUGUACUUACCAUCCUCACUGGAUCCUUAUUCCCGGAAGAGUCCACUAAGAUUUGAAGACGGCUUCCAAUUUCCCGUUUUUCUCGGCAGGCAGGAGGAGGAGACGUCGCAUGCCGCGGCGCUCGUGUCCGAACUAGACACCCGGCCGAAGCAGGUCCGCAUAGCUACACCGGAGGAACACCACAUCUCCAACAUCUCGGGGCCGCUGAUGUCAUGGUGGCCCGCCUCGGAGGAGCUCAUGGAGCACGAAUGGAUCGAGGAGGAGGCGGUCGAAUACAAGGCCCCUAAGAAGACGUCGCAACAUCAGCACGUCUCCAACAUUGAGGGUCCCUUGAUGUCCUGGUGGCCUCUUCCGCUCGAGGUACUGGAACACGAAUGGGACGAACGAUUUUACGAAUAAAGAGGCUGCGCUUCAGUGACGCUUCUCUCCUUCUUUGGCGAUUUUUGGCUUUAAAAACGGGCAUGGAGUUCGGUGCAUUUUUCAGCUUAUAUUAUACCCUGGCGUCAGUUUUACUCGUACCCAUCUACGCAGAAUGAGCCCUCGAGCCUAUAGACUUUUUGCUUUUCUAUCGGUAUCCGACAGGCUUAUGGAGUUGAAACAAGGCCAGGGGAAUAAAUCUACAAUCAUGUGUAUGUGAUGGAUAGGGAGAGGUUUCGGUUUCGGUUUCGGUUUCGGUUUCG
Molecule: messenger RNA, 1351 nt
Organism: Daldinia loculata
Lineage: Eukaryota; Fungi; Ascomycota; Sordariomycetes; Xylariales; Hypoxylaceae
Exons: 1
Coding region: 357-1070 (237 amino acids)
Source: RefSeq, a predicted model, not a curated record